AUGGCAAUCCCAAAUCCGAAUGGUGAUGGGUUUAUUAAAGAAACGAUGUAUGUAGAAUAUGAAUGGAACCCUCUCAGGUGCUUGACAUGUUGUGUUUUCGGUCAUUCUAAUGACUCGUGCCUAAAAAAUCCAAGGAAAGCUGUUUCGUCGGCUAAUCAGAAAAAUGUUAGGCAACCUGGCAAUCAAGGAAGCCGAAUGACACAAAAGGGGCAAGCAGUCCUUCUCCAAUUGUUGCCAAUGGUUUGUCUAGCCACUUGGAAUAUUAGGGGGUUGAACCGCCCUCUGAAACAAACGGAGGUUCGUCAGGUGGUUAGGGAAAAUGGUGUUAGCUUUUGUGCAGUGCUUGAGUCUCAUGUUGAAGUUAGUAAACUGGAUAAAGUCUGCCGAUCAGUCUUUAGUAAUUGGGAGUGGACAUCUAAUGGGGGCCAAUGUGAUAAAGGUACUCGUAUUAUUAUCGGAUGGAAUACGGAUGUGUUUGAUAUCAUGGUUUUAGCUCAAACAUCUCAGGUUAUUCAUGUUCAAAUGAUAUUCAAGAGAGAUAAAAAGGUUAUUUUCUAUUCGAUAGUGUAUGCUUCUAAUUCUUACAUUACGAGAAGAGAGUUGUGGAGUCAUUUGGCUAGGCACAAGAUUCUGGUGGCAAAUAAUCCGUGGGUGAUUAUGGGGAAUUUCAACUCUGCUUUGAAUUUGGAAGAUAAAUCUAUGGGAGCUUCAGGUAUUUCCACUAGUAUGCGAGAUUUUCAAGAGUGUGUAAACGAAAUUGAAGUGGCGGAUAUUAAAAGCAUAGGUUUCCAUUUUACAUGGAACCAAAAGCCGAAAAAAGGCGUUGGGCUGCUGAAGAAAAUCGAUAGGGCCAUGGGUAACAUUCCGUUUGUUAGCAAAUUUCCUAAAGCGGUUGCUCUGUUUCAACCAUAUAGAGUUUUCGACCAUUGCCCUUGUAUUCUUAAAAUUAAUAAGAUGGAGAAGAAAAGAGCCAACUCGUUUAAGUUUGCUAAUUUCUUGGUUCAUAAACCGGGAUUUAUGGAUAUUGUGAAGAGUAACUGGGACCUUAGCAUCAUGGGGGUUCACCAGUUUCGUUUGGUUAAAAAGCUGCGUGCACUAAAGACUACUCUUAGAUCUCUCUUAUACAAGCAGGGUAACUUGCAUAAAAAGGUAGAUGAGUUACGCGGGAAGCUGGAUGCAAUUCAACGGGAGGUUGAGAAACACCCAUUCGACGAAAACAUUAGAAGUGAGGAAGCUAAUGCUACUCGUGAAUUCCAAGAAGCGAGCCUGGAUGAGGAACGUUUUUAA
Helianthus annuus (common sunflower) is the source of this 1287-nucleotide messenger RNA. RefSeq lists its product as uncharacterized. Lineage: Eukaryota; Viridiplantae; Streptophyta; Magnoliopsida; Asterales; Asteraceae. The record is from RefSeq and is a predicted model, not a curated record. The transcript has 2 exons. Bases 1 to 1287 code for a protein of 428 amino acids.